GCGAGUAUAUAUUGAUUACACACGCGUGCCACAAGAUUACAUAUUGAAAAGAGGCAAUCAGAACAACAAUAACUGACAGAUGCUCUCUGCUCCGUAACACAUACACUCACAAAAUGACACUCUUCUUCCACUCUCUUCUCUUCCUCUUCCUUCUUCUCCUCCUCCGUAUCUCCGCCGGAUUCCCUCUCCCGCCGACGAACUACUUCAACUCAUACUUGCCGUCCGACGCCGUUGCGCUUCUCUCCUUCAAGUCCGACGCCGAUCUCGACGACAAGCUCUUGUACUCCCUCACCGAGCCUUACGACUACUGUCAAUGGCGCGGCGUCGAGUGCUCUCAGGAUCGCGUCUCUCGUCUCGUUCUCGACGGCGUCGGUCUCCGGGGACGUUUCUCUCCGGAGACUCUCAGUCGUCUUGACCAGCUCCGUGUUCUUAGCCUCGAGAACAACUCGCUCUCUGGUUCGAUUCCCGAUCUAUCCCCACUCGUCAGUCUCAGAUCCCUAAUCCUGAGCAGGAACGAUUUCUCUGGUACUAUCUCUCCUUCGAUUCUAUCGCUUCGCCGGUUAACCGUGCUCGAUCUCUCGUAUAACAGCUUCUCCGGUUCGAUUCCGUCUGAUAUCAAUUCACUGAGUCGACUCAGUUCCUUGAAUCUCGAGUUUAACCGUUUCAGCGGUAAACUCCCGCCGCUGAAUCAGUCGUAUAUGACGUUGUUUAACGUUUCCGGAAACAAACUCAACGGAGCGAUUCCCGUCACCGCGACUCUGUUACGCUUCAACGCGUCGUCGUUUUCGUCUAACCCUAGGCUUUGCGGUGAGAUCAUCGACAGAUCCUGCGGUUCACAAUCUCCGCCGUUCUUCGACUCGUCGAUACCGAACGCCACGUCAUCACCUACUUCGUCGCAAGCGCCGACUGGUCAGACGACUGAAACCGCUCAGAACGGUGAAGCAGGGAUGGAUAUUCCGCCGGCGGAUUCGUCAUCAGCGAAUAAAAAGGGUAAAAGUGGGUGGUUAGUGCUCGGUUUCACCAUUGGCCUCGCGUCGCUGAUAGUCCUCGGUCUCUGCCUCGUCGUGUUCUCUCUGGUUUUGAAGAAACGGAGAGACGAUAACGACGACGACGCGAUGAUGUUUCAACCGAAUCGCAAAGGUGAUAACAAUACUUUCACGCAACCAACAACCGAAUCUCUCACCACACGAGCCGCCGUUCCAAUCCCAAAUUCGAAUUUCAAAUCUCAGAAGCGCGAAGAGGAAACCAAAAUUCAAAUCCAAGCGACGGAGCCGCCGCAAAAGAGAAUCCCGAGAAGCGGAGAUCUGAUUUUCUGCGGCGACGUUGUAGGAGGAGGUGAAUCUGGAGAAGCCAUGUACACACUAGACCAGCUGAUGAGAGCUUCGGCGGAGCUAUUAGGAAGAGGAUCGGUAGGGACGACGUAUAAGGCGGUGAUGGUUAACCAGCUGAUCGUGACGGUGAAGAGAUUUGCUCCGUCGAAGACAGCGAUUACUAGCGAUUUGGAGUUCGAGAAUCAUAUGGAGAUUGUGGGGAAACUCAGGCAUCCGAAUCUCGUCCCGAUUAAAGCUUAUUUCCAGUCAAACGGAGAGAGACUUGUCAUCUACGAUUACCAACCUAACGGAAGUCUCUUCAAUCUUAUUCAUGGUUCAAGAACAUCAAAGGCGAAGCCAUUACAUUGGACAUCAUGUUUAAAGAUAGCAGAAGAUGUAGCUCAAGCCCUAGAUUACAUUCACCAAUCAUCUACACGAUUCCAUGGAAACGUUAAGUCCACUAACAUCCUCCUCGGUCACGACUUCGAAGCUUGUCUCACAGAUUACUGUCUCAGUGUCUUAACAGACUCCUCUGUUCCUCCCAGUGACCCUGACAUCGCUUCCUACAAAGCACCAGAGAUCAGGAAAACAACACAGAGUCCCACAUCUAAAUGCGACGUGUACUCGUUCGGAGUCUUCCUCAUAGAGCUGUUGACCGGUAAAACCGCUUCGAGGCAGCCGUUUAUGGCGGAAAAAGAUAUGUUGGAUUGGGUAAGAGCAAUGAGGCAAGAAGAGGAAAAGUCAAAGGAAGAGAAUGGGCUUGAGAUGAUGACUCAAACGGCUUGUCUUUGCCGAGUGAAAUCGCCGGAGCAAAGGCCUACGAUGAGAGAAGUGAUCAAAAUGAUUCAAGAUAUAAAGGAGAGCAUUGUGAUGACUGAAGAGAACGGGAAAUUUCAGUACUCGUAGUAGUGUCUUGAUCGAUUAUGCUUUUUGAGAAGUUUAUUUUGGGACAAGAAAAGAUAAUAUUUGAAUACUAGAAAGUGUAAAUUUUCUUAAUAUGGGAAAGGGAAAAUUUGUGAUGUUUGUUUUUAGAAAUUAGGAAAAAGAUUGAAAACGUCGUCCACGGUCCACAUGAUAGAUCUAUGUGAUAAUAAAAAAAUUAUGAAACUAAAA
Messenger RNA from Thlaspi arvense, 2423 nucleotides. NCBI's taxonomy places the organism in Eukaryota, Viridiplantae, Streptophyta, Magnoliopsida, Brassicales, Brassicaceae. The record is from the annotation of a GenBank genome assembly.